ACAGGUUGUGCGUGACAGGCUGCUGCCCUCGCCCGCCUAGUCGCUGCCAGUACCACCUUUUCAUGUUCUAGUGGAGCUGGUUGAACGGUCACAUCCACAGCUUUGUGAGCAGAACAGGGAUUCAAUACACACAACUAUGUCCGAGGAGGCUGACGGAACAAGGACUUCAGAGGAACAGCAGGAAAUGGAGGACAAAGUAGUCAGUCCAGAGAAAGCAGAGGAGGCCAAACUGAAGGCCAGGUAUCCUAAUCUUGGAGCGAAACCUGGAGGCUCAGACCUACUCAGGAAAAGACUUCAGAAGGGGCCCAAGUAUUUUGAUUCUGGUGACUACAACAUGGCUAAGGCAAAAAUGAAGAACAAACAGUUGCUAUCAGCCCCAACAGAGAAGACUGAAAUCACAGGGGGGCACAUCCCGACACCACAGGACCUGCCUCAAAGAAAAACUUCAAUUGUGGCCAGCAAGCUGGCAGGUUGAUGGUUUUAUGUUUUGUUACCAUUCCAACUCCCACUGCAUAUCUACCUGCUGUUUAAUUUUUUUUGUUGAUUUCUCACCUUCAUAUGUAUUAUCUAAGAACAAGUUAUGUACCAAGCCAAAUUCUUGAGGGGGGAAAAAAAACAGACACUGAAUUGGCAGUGACUUGAAUACAAAAAAGUAGUAGCUGAAAAUGUUUCUCAAGAUCUUAAAAAAAGACUGAAUAGUAUCGAUUUAUGAACAUGAUAUCACACUCCUUAAUAUGAAUGGAUGUUUGUGCUAUCUUAUUUUCACUUUUAAGGAUAUAUGCCUCCACGCUGAUUAAACAGUAGCUGAAGAGCCUUCACAGAGGAUCUGUUUUCAUCACCACAAAUUAAUGUUGUUCUAUGUUACUAUGUCAAUAACAAAAACACUUACAAAAUACUUACAAGUUAUGACUACAGACAGAAGAUAUUAUCGGUUUGCAUUGAUGUAUGUGUAAAGUAAAGAGGACUCACCUGCUCAUAUGGAGGCAUGUCUCUUUAAAUAGUGAAAAGUGAAGUAAUCCUGCUUUGUUUUUUUCUAAUUGUGUCCCUUCCUCUCUCUGUAAAGCUGUUUGAUUCUGUGCUUUCAUAGUACUGAAGAUUAGAUCACACACACUUUGUAGCCACUUGUAUUUUACUUCAUGUUAGUGACAUUGGUUCGCAAAGACUUGCUGCUCGUCUCCAUCUCAUCCUGACCUCUAAAAUGGCCUUAAAAGUAACAAACUGUUGUUUCUCUUGAGCAAUAUUUGCUCCCUCGGUGAGAAUCUUAGUUGUGAAUUUUGCCUGACAAUGUCCAUCACUGUCUGACUGGAAUCACUUAGGAUUUUAUGAGAAGAAACUCCCUUAACAUGUCUGGAGUGUGCAUGUGCAUUUACCAUGCAGUCACACUGUGCCAUUUGUUUUGUAAAUAAAAUAGUUUUGCAUAAUAUCUUACCAGUACACUUA
Molecule: messenger RNA, 1440 nt
Organism: Micropterus salmoides (largemouth bass)
Lineage: Eukaryota; Metazoa; Chordata; Actinopteri; Centrarchiformes; Centrarchidae
Gene: arpp19b
Product: cAMP-regulated phosphoprotein 19b
Exons: 3
Coding region: 137-475 (112 amino acids)
Cellular component (GO): cytoplasm
Molecular function (GO): protein phosphatase inhibitor activity
Source: RefSeq, a predicted model, not a curated record